GCGAUUGGUCGCUCCGGGCUGUCGGUCACCGGGACGGCUCGCCUUCGUUCGCGCGCUCUUUGAACGUGAAGAAGCGGAGGGAGCCGGCGCCUCGGGCUGGCGUGUUGUCCGGCGGCUGGUUCUCCCCGCCAGGGCCCUGACGCACCCGGGUUAUGGCUGAGGAGACAGGCCACACUUCCUCAAGGUUCCUGUUCCCUUUCAAACCCUACUCCAUCCAGGAGGAAUUCAUGACUGCGCUUUACAAUGUGCUUGAAGAAGGGAAGAUUGGGAUAUUUGAGAGUCCCACCGGGACAGGGAAGUCACUCAGUCUCAUCUGUGGAGCGCUCACUUGGCUCAAAGACUUUGAAGAGAAAAAAAAACUGGAAGCAGCCCAGCUUUUGGAAGAUAGACUUCCACAGCAAUGGCAGUCCCAGGAUCUCCAGAAUUCCUCCGACUUUAGCACCAAGGAAUCAGAAGCCAAGGCCCCGGGGGGUGAAUUGGACUGGAUCACUGAAUUUGUGCAGAAGAAGGCUGAACGUGACCUGGUUGAUAAAUUGAAGGAUGAAGAAUUAAGAAGAAAGAAAAGGGAGGAACGAUUGGAGCAAAUGCGUAACAAUGUGCAGCUUAAAUAUGCUUUGAAACGCAAGAGAGAUGCUGAUGACACAGAACGCCUCAUUCAGAUGAGCAAAGAAGUGGUGACUCCUGAACAGGUGUCGAACGCUGAUGCUCUGGACAAGGAGGAUGAGGGCUUCAUUCUGGCAGAUUAUGACAGUGAUGAUGAAAAGAAAUCAAAGGAUUCGGGCCUGUCUGACGAGGAUGAUUUGGAGGAAGAACAUGUGACUAAGAUCUAUUACUGCAGCCGCACACACUCCCAACUCACUCAGUUCAUACAUGAAGUUAAGAAAAGUCCAUUUGGUAAAGAGAUCAGGCUGGUGUCACUUGGGUCUCGACAGAACCUGUGUGUAAAUGAGGAGGUGAGGUGCCUGAGGUCAGUCCAGUUGAUCAACGAUCGGUGCCUGGAAAUGCAGAAGAACAAACGCGCUGACAGAAAAGGCGGCGAGGAUGCAGAGGAGACGCCUAAACGGAAGCGCAAGAGCCGAGUGACUUGCCCAUUCUACAGCCAUGAGCAGAUGCAGUUCCUGCGCGAUGAGUUGCUGGUGGAGGUGAAGGACAUAGAACAGUUGGUGUCACUGGGAAAGGAGAUGAAGGCGUGUCCGUACUAUGCCAGCCGCUAUGCAAUUCCACCAGCACAGUUGGUGGUGAUGCCCUACCAAACGCUGCUGCACAGCUCGACCAGGCGGGCAUCUGGCAUUAAACUGAAGGGGCAGGUGCUGGUGAUUGAUGAAGCGCAUAAUCUGAUCGAUACCAUCACUGCCAUUCACAGCUACAAGGUGACUGGAUCACAGUUGUGCUGCGCUCACUCCCAACUCUCUCAGUACCUGGAACGUUACAGAAGCAGACUAAAAGCAAAAAACCUGAUGUACAUUAAGCAGAUCCUUUAUAUUCUCGUUAAUCUACUUCAGGUUUUAGGAGGAAAGGCUGGACAAAAUCCUAACAUGCAGAAGAUUUUUCAGGGAGGUACUGAGUUACAAUCUAUCAACGAUUUUCUUUUCCGUGCCCAGUUUGACAACAUCAACUUAUUCAAAGUACAGCGUUACUAUACAAAGAGUAUGCUCAGUCAAAAGCUGUUUGGGUUUGUGGAGAAGUACCAGGAUUCAGCUUCAAAACUGUUCAGUGCACAAAAUCAAAAAGAAUCCAAGACAGCUGCUCUUGGGAAUUUUCUUCAGAGUCUUAAUGAGAAAUCCAGUGGACAAGUUAAGCUGCAUGAGCAGGAAGAGUCCCUGGAGAAGGAACAACCUGUCAUGGCAUCGCCGAUGAUGCAUAUUGAGGGGUUUCUCUUUGCCCUCACGAGCACCAACAAAGAUGGACGUGUGGUCAUUCAGAGACAAGGUACAGUGUCUCAGAGCAGCCUGAAGUUCCUGUUGCUGAACCCGGCAGUCCACUUCGCUGAGGUAGUGAAGGAGUGUCGAGCAGUGGUCAUCGCUGGAGGCACAAUGCAGCCGGUGGCAGACUUCAAAGACCAGCUCCUGUUUACUUCGGGUGUCUCUGCUGACAGACUGGUGGAAUUUUCAUGUGGUCAUGUAAUUCCACCAGAAAAUAUUUUGCCUAUAAUCCUCUGUAGUGGUCCAUCAGGACAGCAGCUUGAAUUCACCUUUCAGAAGAGGGACAAGCCACAACUACUGGAUGAAUGUGGCCGGGUGCUGGUCAAUUUAUGUAAGGUGGUCCCAGGUGGCAUUGUGUGCUUCUUUCCAUCAUACGAAUAUGAAAAUCUUGUGUACAAACACUGGGAAAAGACUGGUCUGCUGGUGCAACUAGAAGCCAAAAAGAAGAUUUUCCAGGAGCCCAAAAAGGCCAGUCUGGUGGAGCAGGUGCUUUCCGAGUAUUCCAGGUGUAUCCAGCACUCAAGGCAAACACCAGGGCCGAUCACCGGGGCCCUGCUCUUCUCUGUUGUUGGGGGAAAGAUGAGCGAAGGUAUCAACUUCUCCGAUGACCUGGGCAGGUGUGUGGUGAUGGUUGGAAUGCCAUUUCCCAACGUGAACUCGCCAGAGCUGCAGGAAAGGAUGGCGUACCUGGACAAGACCAUGACUAAAACUGAUGGGAAGAGUCCAGGAAAAGUACUACUGGAAAAUUUGUGCAUGAAAGCUGUCAACCAAUCUAUAGGACGAGCGAUCCGCCAUCGUGAGGACUAUGCUAAUAUUGUGCUCUUGGAUCAUCGCUAUACCCAGCCCAGGAUUCUUAGCAAGUUGCCAGUUUGGAUCAGGGGGCGAACACAGACAGAGGUUUCAUUUGGACCUGCCCUUGGAGCCAUCGGAAAGUUCUUCAAGGACAGGAAGUCCCUUGGAAAUGCUACAUAAGUAGAAAGGCCAUCACUAGAAAGUGAGAUGCUUGUGUUAACAUGAACCUCGCUCAACAACUAAUUCAAGCCACUUGACCGGUUACAUAGCCCUUCCCCAGUUGUAUGAAAAUUAUACAAAAUUGAUUAUUAUCCUUUCCAUUUUGCUUGUUAGUUUUCUUGUGAUUGUUUGACAGUUGAGUGCUUUUAACCAUUUGUAAAUUAAAUAUUUGUAUUCUCUUUUGCUGAAACAAAUAAACUAAUAAAUAAUUUAAAGGUG
Molecule: messenger RNA, 3152 nt
Organism: Pristis pectinata (smalltooth sawfish)
Lineage: Eukaryota; Metazoa; Chordata; Chondrichthyes; Rhinopristiformes; Pristidae
Gene: ddx11
Product: DEAD/H (Asp-Glu-Ala-Asp/His) box helicase 11
Exons: 27
Coding region: 153-2894 (913 amino acids)
Biological process (GO): establishment of sister chromatid cohesion; nucleobase-containing compound metabolic process
Cellular component (GO): nucleus
Molecular function (GO): ATP binding; hydrolase activity, acting on acid anhydrides, in phosphorus-containing anhydrides; DNA binding
Source: RefSeq, a predicted model, not a curated record